AUGAGCGAACAGAAGCCCGCGCAGCAGAAAAUCUCGCUAAUAUCAUCUGAUAAUGAGACAUUUGAAGUUGAUCGAAACGUGAUCAGAUUAUCAACUACAAUUAAUACGAUGCUUCAAGAUUUGGGAAUGGAUAAUCAAGAUGGAGGGGAUAUUGAUAUGGUUGAGGGUAUUCCGUUACAAAGCGUCAACUCAGCUAUUCUCAAAAAGGUUAUCCAUUGGUGUGAGUACCAUAAAGAUGAUCCGAUCCCGCCAGAAGAUAAUGAAAACAAGGAGAAGCGCACUGACGAUAUUUCAUCAUGGGAUGUGGAAUUUCUUAAAGUUGAUCAAGGCACAUUGUUCGAGCUCAUUCUGGCAAGUCCUUAAAAAUGUAUAGAAUUAUUUCAGGCAGCAAAUUAUUUGGAUAUUAAGGGAUUGCUGGAUGUAACGUGCAAGACGGUAGCUAAUAUGAUUAAGGGCAAGUCGCCGGAAGAGAUUCGAAGGACUUUUAACAUUAAAAAUGAUUUCACUCCAGAAGAAGAAGAACAGGUGCAGGAUUUUAAGCGAUUCGAAAGGAAAAUGCGUGGUGCGAAGACUGAACUGAUAUGA
Messenger RNA from Acanthocheilonema viteae, 585 nucleotides. NCBI's taxonomy places the organism in Eukaryota, Metazoa, Nematoda, Chromadorea, Rhabditida, Onchocercidae. The record is from the annotation of a GenBank genome assembly.